GCGCUUCGCAGCGCCGCGCUGGCAUGGCUUACUUGGCCGCGCUGGCGGCGCAGGCUGCGCCCGAGCCUCGGGCUCGGCGACGAGCUGGGCGGCAAGGGCGGUCGUCCGCGUUGCCGAUCAGCACGAGGCUGGAGAUGGGCGCGCGCAUUGGCGCUUGGGUCGAGGAGCAAGCAGGAGCUGGCAUCCACUACACUCGCAUGCCGUGGGGUGCCCUCGCCACCAACAUGUUCAACCUGACGCCCUCCAAUGCCGUGGCGUGCCGGCUGAAGCGGGUCUACGCGGAGUGGGCCGGCAAGAGCAAGGCUGGGCGCCUGACCUCAGCAGGGGCGGGCGCGGAGGACCGGCAGCAGAGGAGGCGGCGGUCGGACGACCCGCAGGGAGUUCGAGUGGACUCUCUUCGGCCAGGCCUGGGCGACGGAGGGCGGCCGGGGAGGAGCGGCGGACGCCGCCGCCGCCCUGCACCGGCUCAUCAACCAGUGCGCCCCUGGCGGCGCGGACCUGUUCCGCAGACGGUGGCAGCCUCCCGCCCUGCUGGAGACGUGCGGCAUGGUGGCUCCGAAAGCGUUCGUGUACGCGAUCAUUUUGCUUAG
This is a messenger RNA of Prorocentrum cordatum, 590 nucleotides long. NCBI's taxonomy places the organism in Eukaryota, Dinophyceae, Prorocentrales, Prorocentraceae. The record is from the annotation of a GenBank genome assembly.